This is a messenger RNA of Ictidomys tridecemlineatus (thirteen-lined ground squirrel), 5644 nucleotides long. RefSeq names its product sperm flagellar 2 (gene Spef2). The record is from RefSeq and is a predicted model, not a curated record. Gene Ontology annotation, cellular component: manchette; sperm midpiece. Gene Ontology annotation, biological process: sperm axoneme assembly. NCBI's taxonomy places the organism in Eukaryota, Metazoa, Chordata, Mammalia, Rodentia, Sciuridae. Gene Ontology annotation, molecular function: protein binding.
CUACCCUGGAGACGCUUCCUUAGCAACAGGUUGCCCUGAGCAACAGGAGGACGCGAGCCAGAGAGUCCGGUUCCUGGAGAGUUUCUAGCACCCGCUUGAGGUCCAAAGCGCGGGCGAGCCAUGUCUGAGAUCCUCUGUCAGUGGCUCAACCAAGAUUUGAAACUGUCCCGGACCGUGAGUCCCAAGGCAUUUGCAAAGGCAUUUUCCAGUGGCUACCUGAUUGGAGAAGUUCUACACAAGUUUGAGCUUCAGGAUGAUUUUUCAGAGUUUUCAGAAAGCAGAAUUUCAACUGCCAGGCUUAAUAAUUUUUCCCGCUUGGAGCCAACACUUCACCUUCUGGGUGUUCAAUUUGAUCAGAAUGUGGCCCACAGCAUCAUCACAGAAAAGCCUGGGGCAGCAACGAAGCUUUUAUAUCAAUUGUACAUUGCUCUUCAGAAAAAGAAGAAAAGUGAACGGACUGCAGUAGAAAUGCAAUCAAUGCAGCCCCUGGGGUGUUUCAGGCUUCAAAACGUGAAAAGUGAGGCUUUCCGAGAGAGGUAUAGAUUGCACAAAAUACCAUGUCAAAUCAAUCUCAGUCUGAUGCGGGUUACAGACAGGUUUCAAGAAAAAUAUACACAAAUGAAAGAAAAACUUGCCCAAACGCAUUUUGAGAACCUUGAAAGAUUUCGAAAACUCAAGGAAGAACAAAGAUAUUUUAGUAUGGAAAAACAACGCUUAAGCAGAAGACGACAAAAUGAAAUAAUGGCCAAAAUCCAAGCAGCCAUCAUACAGAUUCCUAAACCUACAUCCAAUCGUACUUUGAAAGCACUUGAGGCACAAAAAAUGCUGAAAAAGAAAAAAGAGGCAGAGGAUGUGGCCAAUGAGAUUAAGAAGUUUGAAGCAUUAAUAAAAAAGGAUCUCCAGGCAAAAGAAAGUGCAUCCAAGACUUCUUUAGAUACAGCAGACCAUAUAACUACUGAUUUGUUAAACACUUACUCGGAUGAUGACUACAUUAAAAAAAUCCAGAAGCGCUUAGAAGAAGAUGCUUUUGCAAGGGAGCAAAGGGAGAAAAGACGGCGGAGGUUAUUAAUGGACCAGUUAAUAGCCCAUGAAGCACAGGAGGAGGCUUAUCGAGAGGAGCAGUUGAUUCACCGACUAAUGCGACAGUCCCAGCAGGAACGCAGGAUUGCUGUGCAGCUCAUGCAUGUGCGGCAUGAAAAGGAAGUUUUAUGGCAAAACAGAAUAUUCAGAGAAAAACAAUAUGAGGAAAGACGACUUAAAGAUUUUCAGGAUGCUCUUGAUAGAGAAGCGGCUUUGGCAAAACAAGCCAAAAUUGAUUUUGAAGAACAGAUCCUGAGAGAGAAGGAAUUUCAUGCCCAGAUUGCUAUGGAAAGAGCUAAGGCUUCUUAUAAAAAGCAUUAUGAAAUAUGUGCAGAAAUUUUGGAUCAAAUUCUUGAUUUGUCCACAAAAGUAGCAGACUAUCGAAUGCUGACAAAUAAUCUGAUUCCACAUAAGUUGAUGCAUGAUUGGAAGGAACUAUUUUUCAACGGAAAGCCCCUAUAUGAGCAAGCCUCUAUUAAGCAUCUGCCUGCUAGGCACCCUGCAGGACAACUUGUAGAAUUGGAGAAAAGGGACUUGCUAGAUAACAAUGAUUAUGAAGAAUAUAAGAAUAUGGUUGGAGAGUGGGCUUUACCAGAAGAAAUGGUUGAUAAUUUACCACCCUCCAACAAUUGCAUAUUGGGUCACGUGCUUCACAGAUUAGCAGAAAAAUCUCUUCCUCCUCACGUGGAACCAAAAGAGACUGAGUUACCUUCAUUUGCUAUUAAAGGAUGCUUGUUGGGGAAAACACUCAGUGGGAAAUCUGCCAACCUAAAGUCUCUACAGAAAGACUUUCCUAUUCAGGUGCUUUCUAUUGACAAACUUGUCCGAGAAGCUAUCCAAGCAUUUUAUGACAACGAAGAAGCCAUGGAGGCCCCGCCAAUUCAGGAAGAAGAUGGAGAAGAGGCUCCACCCACUCCACAGAAAGACAGUAUAGAAAACCAGGAUCCACAAAAUGUGCUUUCAACUGAUCUAGUUUCAGGUGAAACAGUACCAGAAACAAAAGAUGAAGCUGAACCUGAUACAAAUACUAAUAAAACACCAAAUGCUGAAGAGGUAAAUUCAAGCAAAACUUUCUCAACACUGUCUGUGCGAGCUCAGCUUGGUGCAAAAUCAGAGCAGUUGUUGAAAAAAGGAAAGAGCAUUCCGGACAAAUUGCUAGUUAACAUCAUGGUAAAUGCUAUUAAUGAGUUACCUAUAGAUCAAAGCUGGAUCCUUGAUGGUUUUCCAAUGACAUUGAACCAAGCACAGCUUCUGGAGGAAACUCUCACAGGCUGCAACAGAAACCUCAUAGAAAAGGAGGCAAAGAAAACACAAAUAUCUACACUGGCUGUUGAUCCUACAGCUUCCAAAGAAGUACCUCCUCCCCCGUCUGCAUUUGAUUUUGUCAUAUUAUUAGAUAUUUCAGAUGCUUUCUCACUGAGUCGCAAGAAUGAUAUUAUGGCUGAAGAAUUUGCACAUGAAACUACUCACAAAGAUAUUGGUCAACCCAGAGCUGCUGAAAACCAAGAUAAGGAUGUGAACCAGAACUUAAAGGACCAGAUACAACAUAGAAUUAUAAGCUUCUUGGACAACUGGCCUUUGUUGGAGCAAUGGUUUUCAGAGACAGAAAAUGUUUUGAUAAAAGUUAAUGCUGAAAUAGAUAAGGAAUCUUUAUAUCAAAAACUGAAAGACAUUUUGUCAACUGAAAUUGUGAAAAAAAGGAACAAAGUUGAAAAGAAAUUAGAAGAAAAGGAAGCUGAGAAAAAAGCAGCAGCCGCCCAGGCAGAGCCUCCACCCCCACCUCCUCCCCCACCUCCUCCUGAGGCAGAAAAAGAGAAGGAAAAAGAGCCUUUGAAAACUACUCCUACCAAAGGAAAACCACAAUCAGAAACCCCACGUGGUAAACAAGAAGCUCUUCGUGAAGGAAAAGGAAAGAAAGGUGAAACUGCACCCAAAAGAAAAGGAACAGCAGAAAAAGGAAAAUCACUAGGAGGAAAGACACCAGUAAAAAAAUCACCUGCCGACUCUACAGACAUAUCACCCACUCCAAUAGCACCACCACUACCGAAGCCAGGAUCUGAAGAAUGGGUCUACGUGAAUGAACCAAUCCCUGAGGAAUUACCUUCAUUUUUAAUACCUUACUGGGAACUAAUAGAGAAUUCCUACAUCAGCACCAUCAAAACGGUUCUCAGACAUCUGAGAGAAGACCAGCAUGCUGUACUUGUGUACUUAUACCAGAUCAGAACAAGUUUCCAGGAGUUUCUAAGGCGUCCUGAUCACAAGCAAGAUUUCGUAGCUCAGUGGCAGGCUGAUUUCAACUCUCUUCCUGAUGACCUGUGGGAUGAUGAGGAAACAAAGGCAGAACUGCACCAAAGAGUGAAUGAUCUGCGAGACCGCCUGUGGGACAUUUGUGAUGCCAGGAAGGAGGAGGCAGAGCAGGAGCGACUUGAUAUCAUUAAUGAGAACUGGUUGCAGGACUGUCUUGGAGUAAUGAUGAACCACUGUUUUUCACUGAUGCAGGCGGAAGUGAACCGGUUUCAAGAUACAAAGAGACUCCUUCAGGAUUAUUACAGGGCAAUGGAUUGCAAAAUCCCAUUAGAGGACAAUAAGAAAUUUACUCGAAUCCCAUUGGUUCAACUGGAUAGUAAAGAACUUUCGGAAAACCAAAUUAGAAUCCCUCUCAUUCCUCGAAUAUCCAUUUCCCCGGAAACGGUUGUGCCCAAACCAAAAAUAAAAGCAAUACUGAAGGAGCAGAUGGAUGAGUCACUCGAAAAUGUGGAGUCAAACCUGGAGACGGAUGAGAAAUUGGUGAUGGACACCUGGCAGCAGGCUUCUGUAGCAAUAUCUCACAUGGUGGCGGCUGACAUUCAUCAGCAGCUCAUGGAAGAAGAAAAAGAAAACCAGCCAGCAGAUGCAAAAGAAAAGUCUCCUCCAAUGGGUACAAAUAAAAAAGCCAAAAAAGAAAAGGAGCCACCCAAGAAAAAAAAGGCAGAGAAAAAAUCAAAAGGUAAAUCACCACCUGUAUCUGAACCACCUCCUGUAAUUAUGACAGCAGAGGAAAUUGCCGAAAUGGAAAAGAAGAAUGAACUAAAGUUCAAAAUAAAGGAAGAAUAUCUUGCUGCUCUGCAAUUCGAAGAGACAGCUACACAGUUUCGACUUGAACUGAUAAAGACAAAAGCACUGACUGUCCUUGAAGAUUUAGUAACAAAGGCGGUCAAUGUCUAUAAACUCAUGGAAAAAUGGCUUGGUGAGAAGUAUUUGAAUGAAAUGGCCAGUGUGGAAAAAUUAACUGAAGUCGCUCGCUAUCACAUUGAAACAACUACAAAAAUUCAGUAUGAGCUUUAUUUACACCAAGAAGACUUCUUCAUUAAUGGUGACAUAAAAGUCUUCCCAGAUCCUCCUCCACCAGUACGCCCCCCACCUGUGGAAAAGGAAGAAAAUGGUACUCUGACCAUCGAACAGCUUGACAAUCUUCGAGAACAAUUCUUCGAUAUGGCACCAAAAGGCAUAAUAGGAAAUAAGGCAUUUACUGACAUUCUGCUUGAUGUGGUGACCCUGAACCUUGGAACAAACAAUUUCCCUAUUGGAUGGAUGCACCUCACCCAACCUGAACUGCAGGAGUUAACAUCUUUAUUGGUAGUGAACUCAGAGUUCGUGGACUGGCGGAAAUUCCUGUUGGUAACAGCAAUGCCUUGGCCCAUCCCCUUGGAAGAGGAACUCCUGGAGACCCUGCAGAGGUUCAAAGCUGUAGAUGAGGCUCAGAAAGGAACCAUCACUUUCGAGCAGUACAUGCAGGCUGGUCUAUGGUUUAUCGGAGAUGAAGACAUAAAAAUUCCAGAAAAUCCUCUUGAACCCCUGCCAUUUAAUCGACUGGAACAUUUGAUAGAGUUUUUCUUUAGGCUGUUUGCUGACUCUGAGGAGAGCCCACCCCAGCUCGACUACACUCAGAUGCUGCUCUAUUUUGCGUGCCACCCAGACUCUGUGGAAGGGGUCUACAGGGCCCUCAGUGUGGCUGUGGGGACCCACAUCUUCCCACUGGUUGAAACUCCCAUGAUGGCUGCAGAAAAGACCUCCUUCUCUACCGACGUGAGCCACACUGAGGAAUUUCCUGAACCCGAGGACAACGUCCCACAAGACGAAAGUGAACUCAAGGAGGAAAGAGAGGAAGGGGAGCCAAAGCCAGAAGAAACCCCUGAAAAUAUCAACACUGAGAAGAUCUCCCUGGAAACACUACUGAAGGUCUUCCGGGGAGGAAAUGAAGUACAGGACACUCACCGAUUUGCCACUCACCUGAAGACAGAGAACAUUUAUGCAGAGAGCUUCAUACAAACAUUUCAGGACCUAGGUGCCAAGAACCUGGAGCCAAUUGAAGUUUCCGUUCUCUUAAAACACCCUUUUGUUCAGGACCUGAUUGCGAAUUAUUCAGACUAUAAAAUUCCCGAUAUUAAAAUGAUUUUCCAAAGAAGUGAGCACAUACAAGGAAGUAAUGGAGAAAGAUCACCUUCAAGACUUACAGAGGAAAAGAAAUGAAGACAGAAGAGUGUGAUUUUUUUAUUAUUUGGCAAUGAAUCUUCCCAAAAUCAAA